AUGAGUGAAAACGACACCCCAAGCCCCCCUCCUGCUGUUCCUCUACAUUUGAAUGAAGUCGCCGUCUUCGAAUACAGUACCGAAGGCAUGGUAGUUCCAUCCAAUGUCACUCAUGUCAAGAUUACGACUCCAAACAUUCCAUCUGAAGCCUUUCGCGAGCACAAGAAGGUGACGUCUGUCGAGAUUGCUCAGGGUGUCGUAACGAUCGCGACCACUGCUUUUUCACAAUGCAUGGCACUGAAGUAUAUGAAGGUAUCACCGUCCGUCCUGAGCCUUGGGGCAGGAGCCUUUGGUUGCAACGCUUGUUUAAUGGAAGUCCAACUGCCAGACACGGUGCAAGAAAUCCCACCAAGUUGUUUUGCCUUCUGCAUUUCCUUUCGCUCCUUUCGAGUGCCAUCUCAAACCACUGUUAUUGGGCAACAUGCGUUUUGGGGCUGUCGACAAAUGGUGUCCAUUGAAAUUCCCGUUGGUGUCGUGAGAAUUGAAGGGCGGGCCUUCUUGGAGUGUUCAGAUCUAGUGAACAUUGCUCUUCCUUCCACUGUCUCCGAGGUUGGAGCCGGUGCCUUUGACGAAUGUACAGAGCUGAAAAAUUACCUUCCAGAAGAUUCAAUGCGAUUUAUAGAUGCCUUGAAACAUCGAUUUGACGGCUUGCCUUUUCACCACCUGUGUUACUACCAAUCCUAUCAAAGUCUUUCAGCAGUGACAAGGGCGUUGCAUACUUUGAUUCAGGCCGCCUGUCCAAAUGAUGAAAUUCCUUUCGAUUGCUUUGAAAUGAACCCAUUACAUCUGCUUGUAUUGUCGGCGAAACCAAGUUUUGAACUCUGCAAGGUGUUCUCCUCCGAUCUAGAUGCUUUGCGAUGUCAAGAUAUAACUGGUUCAUGUCCAAUGGUAUAUGCUAUGAUCAACUUCGCUCCUAAUAUUGUGCCAAUCAUCAAACAUUUGUCCCGCAAGCUGUAUGCAUCGCACUACAACUGUUUGGGUUUGGAACGGUGGAAGGUUGAAAUUGAGUCUGCUCUCGAAUCCUUGGAUCCUAGCGACGACGUUCCUCAAAGAUGUCCCAAGGUACAUAAUUAUUUGAAAGCACUCUUCAAGAAUUACACCAAAGAAGGACUUCUGAGUUUGGAACUGGGGAUUUGGAAGGCAAAACUAGUGGAAGUGUCCAAGACUAUUGUGGAGGAGAAGAACGAUACGGGUGUAUUGCCAGAUCGUCCCCAAAAGAGAGCGAGACUAUUGCUGGAGCAUGCCACAAAUGAAUCAUCAACGACCGAGAUUGACGGCAGGGUGAAUCGAGUACUAUGCCGGACACUAUGCAUGUCAGAUGUAAUCAUUGAAAGUGUUCUUCCAUUCAUUUCUUCAUAUUUGGUCUGUAUCGCACAAAAGUAA
Molecule: messenger RNA, 1383 nt
Organism: Cylindrotheca closterium
Lineage: Eukaryota; Bacillariophyta; Bacillariophyceae; Bacillariales; Bacillariaceae
Source: the annotation of a GenBank genome assembly